Molecule: messenger RNA, 1653 nt
Organism: Pyricularia pennisetigena
Lineage: Eukaryota; Fungi; Ascomycota; Sordariomycetes; Magnaporthales; Pyriculariaceae
Exons: 2
Coding region: 1-1653 (550 amino acids)
Source: RefSeq, a predicted model, not a curated record
AUGGGGUUGGCCAUGGAAACGGCCGCUGACAGAGCAACGCCACCAGAAGAAACACCAAACAAAGCGCAGCUGUCAUCUAGUCACUCACCCGCAGAACGGCCCGCGUCCGACACCAUCGGUUCCUACGUGGUUAAACAGGCCUCUGGUGCUGCUGCUAUGCUCAAUCGCUUGAGGAAGCCUCGGCCGCAUUCCACAUCUGAGAAAUCACGUUUUGUCUUUAAAAUUCACCAAGACGAUUCCAUAGACCCGAGACGAGCCACCAGAGUAUCGAUCGAUGAAAGUCCACAACGGACGACGCUGACGCCGAUCCACUCACUGUACGCGAGGAAUAUGGGCGGCACUUCCGCUUUACAACAUCAACAAAACACCAGCAAACCUCUACCCUCGCUCCCGACGUCCCCUUCGGCGGAAACUGCCCCCGGACACGGCCGGAGAAUGGCCUCGACGAUUCGUUCUGUACCGAACCACGACAGCAGGCCCUCGUUUGACGAAGACGGAGACUCGACAGAGUGGUCUGCGUCCGGCCGGCAUUCCGCAUCGGCCUUUUCCAGCUCGCUUCAAAGCGAAUACAGCACUGUAUCUUCUAGCUCGCCGUAUACGUCGCAAACAAACGGAGGCAUCGAUUCGCGACCAAACCCCAAAACAAAAAAUAGCCAAAACACACCAACAGCGCACCUGGCGGCACCAAAUCAGCAUCAAACGCUCAAACAGUCAUCGAGAACACCAAGCCCGGACAGCAGGGGUAGCAUCGAGGUACCCAGGAGGGAAAGUAGUCUGGGUGUCACAGACCAGUCAUAUUCACGCCGGAACGCCGGGAUAAGCACAAGCACAAGUAACGGAAACGCGUCAAAAAUGGGGCGGCAGGAGUCUUCCGAAGAAGGCCUUGGGUGGGAUUCAACGGUGGGCAAGGCGGCCCUGAGCGGGAAGACAGGCAGGGUCAUCAAUAAACUGGUCUCGGACAACGAGGCGCUGAAGCGGGAUAUACAGAUAGAAAAGCUCAAGGCGGAGGAGUCAAGACAAGCAGCUCGGUUGUUGGAGGACAAGAUGGAACGAAUGGCAGCCGAGUAUGAGAGCCGCCUGCUAGACGCCAACAUCACAAAGACCCUCUUGACGAAAAAGGAACGCAAGGUGGAGAGCUUACAAGCAGCCGUAGAGCUCGAGAAGCAGCGGACGGCCGACGCACGAGACAAGGAACGGACCUGGCGCGAGGAGAUGGACAAGGUACGCAGCGACUCGAAGCGGACCGUCGAGCAGGCGACGACGCACGCGGCGCUGAUGGAGGGUCGCUAUAACGCCAUCAGCAGCCACUGGCGCGAGCAAGGGGAAGAGGUCGAGAAGGCGCUCUCGCGGGUGCGUAAGGAAAUGGCGCAGCUGCUCAAGGAGCGGGCACUCGACGACGACAAGAUCAACACUCUCCGCGAGCUCUGCGAUCAGCAGGACAUCAACAUUAGAGAACUCCGUCGGCAGAACGACGCCAUCGGGCAGAAGUUUGCCGAGUACAAGGAGACGCAAGAGGAGGCGCUACGGGACAUCAAGACCAAGGCGGCGCAGCGGGAGGAGGAGCAGACGAGGCAGCUCGAGGAAGCCAGAGAUGUGCUGCACAAGCUCAAAUGGGCGCUGCAGGUCAAGGAGAACGUGAAGGGGGCACAAUGA